Molecule: messenger RNA, 4141 nt
Organism: Lates calcarifer (barramundi perch)
Lineage: Eukaryota; Metazoa; Chordata; Actinopteri; Centropomidae
Gene: crbn
Product: cereblon
Exons: 11
Coding region: 72-1418 (448 amino acids)
Biological process (GO): protein ubiquitination
Cellular component (GO): Cul4A-RING E3 ubiquitin ligase complex
Source: RefSeq, a predicted model, not a curated record
CUGUGGAGCCGCCUUAGUGCUGCACACAGCAGACGCCGCAGAAGAAGAGUUAGUAUUGUAAACACAGGGAUAUGGCUGACGAGAGGGGUGGAGGCGAAGACAACAUCAACGACAACAUGGGAAACCAGUUACAACUUUUACCAGACAAUGAGGAAGAGGAGGAGGAAGAUGACAUGGAGACUGAGGACCGAGAUAGCGAGGAGGCAGAGAAGCCCAACAUCAUAACCUUUGACCCCAGUCUUCCCACAUCACAUUCUUAUCUGGGUUCAGACAUGGAGGAGUUUCAUGGCCGCACAGUCCACGAUGACGACAGCUGCCAGACUAUUCCUGUGCUGCCACACACGGCUGUGAUGCUGGUGCCGGGCCAGACGCUGCCUCUGCAGCUCUUCAGGCCACAGGAGGUCAGCAUGAUGAGGAGCGUCAUCCAGAGAGACCGCACCUUUGCUGUGCUCGCACACAGCAAUGCAGGUGAGCCAGAGGCAGAGUUUGGGACAACGGCUGAAAUCUAUGCAUACAGAGAAGAGCAGGAGUAUGGCAUCGAAACAGUCAAAGUGAAAGCUGUGGGGAGGCAGAGAUUCAAGGUCCAUGAGAUAAGAACUCAAGCAGAUGGGAUCAGACAAGCCAAAGUACAGAUCCUUCCAGAACGAAUUCUUCCAGAUCCCCUCUCUGCCGUGCAGCUAACGCCCCUAUCCAGGCUCCACAUGCACCCCUCCUCCAAGCCCCCGACUCAGAGCUGCAAACAGGCCCAGUGCUGGUGGAAUAACUAUCAACAGAGGAAGUUUCACUGUGCCAGUCUGACGCCAUGGCCACCCUGGGUCUAUGCACUCUACGACUCUGAGUCACUCAUGAACAGAGUGAAGAAACAGCUCCACGAAUGGGAUGAGAACCUGAAGGAUGACUCUCUCCCCACGAACGCCAUAGACUUCUCCUACAGAGUAGCAGCCUGUCUGCCCAUAGAUGACGCUCUGCGGCUCCAGCUGCUGAAGAUUGGCAGUGCCAUCCAGAGACUUCGCUGCGAACUGGACAUCAUGGACCGGUGCACGUCACUGUGCUGUAAGCAGUGCCAGGACACAGAAAUCACCACAAAAAAUGAGAUCUUCAGCUUGUCUCUGUACGGCCCCAUGGCUGCGUACGUCAACCCUCAUGGUUACGUCCAUGAAACCCUGACUGUCUACAAAGCCAACAACCUCAACCUGGUCGGCAGGCCAUCCACACUGCACAGCUGGUUUCCAGGGUACGCCUGGACAAUCGCUCAGUGCCGAACCUGCGGGUCUCACAUGGGUUGGAAGUUCACUGCCACCAAGAAGGACUUGUCUCCGCCUCGUUUCUGGGGUCUGACCCGUUCAGCCAUGCUCCCCCGUAUCCCCCAGGGCGAGGGGGAGGAGGGGAGGGAGGGCUCUCGCCUCUUCUGCCUGUGAUGUCGGACCAUCGACCAGCAAAAAAAAAAAAAGAAAAGAAAAAAAAACUCCCCCACCACCCUCAAGCCUGGAUCUUCGCUCCCUGGCUGCGAUUACUUUGAGUAAUCAAUGCAUCGCUCACUGCCUGUCACCCCUGGCAGCAAAUCCAUCAUAUUAGUGAAAAGGUCAUUCGGCCUUUAAAUGGCACUCUACGAGCAAAUUAGAACAGGAUAGAGGCAGUGGUUGCUCUCAAAGGUUUUUAAAAAUGUGGAGGCAGUGGUGAGAUUAAUUCCAUGAAACGUGGUAACAUCCUAGCAUGCGGCUUCCCUGUGUGGCUGUUUUCUCGAUAGCUGCAGACACACAAACACAAACACACACAAACACAGCAGCUACGCUCAAUGUCUAAUUUCCCCCUCAACUCCUUUUGUCCGUAUAACGGAGAGCGUGACCGCAUGUAGUUGCGAUAGAGAUAUCAUUGACAAGUGGGCUGCGUUAGCCCAUUUUGAUUUGUCGUGAAGCCAACCAGUAUACAGUAAACUCACUCGGCAUUCAGAUCUUUUGUGGGUUUCUCAGAUGUGUUUUCUGCAACUCCAGCUGCCAUAGACCAGUGGAGGAAGCUGUUUUUGAAUGAAAGUGCAAUCGCGUACAUGCAGAUGUGUCAUGCUAGAUAAUUUUGAAUCUUGGAAUUAAAUUGGAUGUAUUUUUGUACGCAAGAAGAUUGGAUAUUAAUUUAAUAUGCCAUUCAUGUGUGGAUAAAUAGUGCUUUUUUAUUAUCACAACAGUUUUUGUGUAACAGACAAAAAAAACUGAGGUGAAAAUAACGAUAAUGUGUAAUAUACUUGAUAUAAUCUGUGUCUGUUUUGUAUUCAACUAAAGCUCAUUGUCUUGUCAGAUGAUGUGCUUCAGGAAACGGGCGUUAUCUCCGGUUGCACAAGUGAAAAUUCUGAGAUGUCUUGGUGCCUCAUGGCAGCCGAUGAAGACAGAGUGAGAGGAGUCUUUACCCUUCUUCAUUUAGUUUGUUCAUGUUGUGUGGCAUGUUAAAAUGCUGUGCCUACGCUCCAGCUCACAUAGGUUUGAUAAAGCAACGAACCGCAGACCCGAAGGAGAGAUUAUAAACGGCGAAGUGGUGAUAAGACUUUGGUUUAAUUUAAGUUCUUUUAGGAUUCUCUUUGGUUUGUAGUCGCGCAGUUUUCAGGAUUCUACUUCUUGCGAUUCUGUUGCAAGGUGCUGGCUCACGUUUGUAUAAAUGUUACUGUAAAUAAGAGGCAAUUAUAGCGUUUGUUGUGUAAUAUAACUGGUGUUCUACUGUUUGAGGAAUCUGACUCUUAUUUCUCAUAUCUCUUCAUGUUGGACAGAAAUCUUUGUCAUCAGUGAGCAGAGUAAUUGAAAGCAAUAAGAAAAUGUCUAGAAUCUGAAGAUGUUGGUUUGAGUAAUGGCAUGUUUUAGGAUAGUUUGACAAGGAAGGAAUAGUUUGACAUUUUGGGAAAUUUUAAGGCUGUUUGGUUUCUUGCAGAGAGUUAAAUGAGUGGAUUGGUCUUUAGGAUAAAUAUGAAACUAACCGGCUGCUGACUGUAACAUUAUUUCUAACAGACAUCUCAUUUAACUCUCUCCAUUAAAGCAAAUAAGUAUACAUCUGAAAAUGACUGUAUAAUAACUGUUCCUUUAAAGAGAAAGGAUUUAGAACAUCUUAUGUGUUAUCAUUAUGGCUGAAGUGCACUGUCACAUAGGUCUGUAGUUUUGAGUUGCACUGACUCAAUAAGAACAUAACUUUGUCAUCUCAUGCAGAGUUUGUUUUCACUGACCUUCAUAUUCUUGCUGUAGUACCUCAGAAAUCAGAAAAUGUGAGCUUCCUCAGAAAAGUAAAAUCACUUUCACAUUUUCAGGCCUUUCCUUAAUAAUUCUCAAGCUUGCUUUCAUAUCGUUUCAUCAUUUUGUUUCACUGAAGAGAGGUUCUCGCCAUGAGAAUAACACGUAAAGUCUUAUCUAAUGCCUCUUUUGAUUAUAUUCUCCGUCAUAUCACUCAUUCAGUGUUUCGCCAGGCUGUCAGACUUUGGUCCAAACCCCACCCCCAAUAAUAAAAUAGACGCUUCACUAAAGAAAUCAAUGCCGUGGCUCCAAAAAAAGGCCUUUGCUUGUUUUUCAGUGACACUCAUUGUACACAGAGUGAAAUAAACAUUCCUCUGAUUCACAUGUUUGUCACCAGAGAUGUUGAAUAUGGUUCAGUGGGACACUUGAGGCAGGUGUGUGUGUAUGUGUGUGUGGGUGUGUGUGUGUGUAUAGUAAGCCCGUGUGGAGGAGAUGAAUUGAGCUUUAAUGAGCUGGUAAAAGCCUACAUGGUGUCUUUGCAGAAUUUGUGAUUCUUCACAUCUACAGGCAAAUCGACAUGUGCCUUCAUUGUGUUUGUGUGCUUUCAUGUGUCUGCGUGUACUGCAUUUGAAGUGUAUCAGUCUCUUGUGCAGAAACACGUGGAUGGAGGAUGAUUCUUAUGCCGGCACAGCAAGGGUCUAAUGAGUCUCAGUGAGUGGGAGAGGAGACAUGGCGACUGCUGUGCUUCGCUGAUGACUUGAACGUGAGGCUCCCUCAGAGAAGGGCAUUUCUAAUAAAGAGUAGGAUACGGUCUGAGACACGCAACGUGAUUUCUCAUAUCUCACCACAUCAACUUGAUAUCAAUAAUAAUCUUGACUUGUUUUGUGGCUUCAGCAGUCAUUGUGUGUUUCUCUCCAGUAAAGUUUUGCUUUCUGAAA